Messenger RNA from Cydia pomonella (codling moth), 3558 nucleotides. Its product is annotated as dynein light chain Tctex-type 1-like. NCBI's taxonomy places the organism in Eukaryota, Metazoa, Arthropoda, Insecta, Lepidoptera, Tortricidae. The transcript is spliced from 3 exons. Gene Ontology annotation, molecular function: dynein intermediate chain binding. The coding region runs from base 1052 to 1405 and encodes 117 amino acids. Gene Ontology annotation, cellular component: cytoplasm; cytoplasmic dynein complex. Gene Ontology annotation, biological process: microtubule-based movement. The record is from RefSeq and is a predicted model, not a curated record.
GGGCCCGAGCAAGAAUAUUUUUCCGUUUCACGAAAUAUCAGCACAUCGUUUACAAUAUUAGAAAUGUAAAAAAAUGGUUCAUAUGCAAAAAUAUCAAACGUUAAACAUUUUUGACAAUUAGAUGAAAUCGGGACUGACUUCGGGCCCGAUAUCGGGAUGUGUGGAUGUAAUUGGCUCUUAAGAGCGCUAUAAUAUGAUGGUAGGAUCAGGGCUAUAACCGCGAAAAUCGAAGUUCGUCAAUUGCGGGGAUUUUUCUCUGUCACCCUAAUUACGUCUUACUGAGAGUAAAAGAGAACGAUCCCGCAAUUUACGAAUUUCAGUUUUCACGGUAGACCCCCCAGGAUCCUAUUGAUGUGCCAUACCGCAAGAGCCCGUGAGGGAGAGAACCAAUUCCUAGUGAGUAUUGUAUUCUUUGGAGAGAACAUACGCAAUUCAACGAAAAACAACCUACGCAAAUAUAGUUAACGAUGUGCUGAUAUUCCGUGAAACAGAAAACGAUUAUCAUACCCGAAAUUGGGACUGAUUUCGGGCCCGAUAUCGGGAAGUGUGGAUGUAAUUUGCGCCAAAGUAUUUUUUACAUGUAAAAUAUUGUAAAAGAUGUGCUGAUAUUUCGUGAGACGAAAAAAUACUCUCACUCAGAACCGACGUCGGGCCUAUCAUCAGGCCCGUUUGCAUGUGGAUGUAAUUGGCCCAUGACUUCGGGCCCGAUAUCGGGAAGUCUGGAUGUAAUUGACUCAAUAAAUCUAAAAUUAAUGAUUAAAUUGGAGAUUGAUGACAAUUUCUUUUCUGAACAAAUCAGCCGAUUCGAUCAUCCUGUCUGGAUCAGAAUUUAAGGAAGAAUUUUUCCCGCCUUUUUACUGGCUGCAUACAUUAUUGUUAAAAAAAAACCCUGCUCUUGCCUACCCGAAUGUUUAUUUCAGGCAGUACGUAGUUGGUACGUAGUGAUUAUAUGCUCUUUGAUUUCAGGUGUCAAUCUUGAAUAAUUAAUUGUUCUUUUGAGUAGAAUUUAUUUCGCGACAUUAUAAAAAAAGAUUAGUAAGUGAUAAAUAAAAUGGCUGCACCCCAGGACGAUGACGAAGAGGAUCUAGUGUUCAACGUAGAAGAAGUCCAGAAAAUAAUUAGAGACACCAUAGAGCUUAUUCUUGGCGGUAACGUGUACAGUCAUUCGAGAACACCACAAUGGAUUGGCUUAAUUACAGAUAAAACAAUGGCAAGGAUUGCAAAACUUAAUAAACCCUUCAAGUAUAUCUAUCGAAUUACGAUAACCCAGAAAAAUGGUAGUGGUUUGCAUACGGCUGCAGCAUACUUCUGGGACACGGUCACCGAUGGGACAUGUACAGUACGUUGGGAGAACAAGUAUAUGUAUUGUAUUGUUAAUGUUUGGGCUUUAGCAUUGCAGAUUUAAAUUAAAUUCUUUAUUGCAUUGCUAUAACGCAUUAUUUUAGAUGAGUUCUUAAUAAUAUCGAAUCAUAUUAAGACUUACUUAGUCUUACGGUAGAUGUUGUGAUGCGGCUCCCUAAAAGGCAUGUAAGUAAGCAAAGAAGGAAGUGAUGGAAGGAUUCACACGGCUCGAGUAAGCUUCGGUGGCUCAGUUGGUUAGAAUUAUAGAGCCGAUUUCUUCUUUAACUAGGCAAUAUGAUUCCUGCGUGAACAUAUCGUUCUGUAUAUAUUUAGGACAAAAAAGGUCAAGCGAUGCUGUACAUUGGUUUCCAUAUAAUACAGUAAAUGUACAGGAUGGUUCAGGAGACGUAAGCAGGAUCAAGCCUGCGUAUUCAGUAACUAUUUCAUACCAGUAUUUGUGAGAUUAACGUUAAAUUACAUUUCCCUGUUCAAAAUGUUUAUUUUAUUUUAUUUACGACAUGGUCACCCUCUUUGUUUAAUCCAUAACAAGAUUAACAAGUGACAAAUUGGAUGUCAUCGGAGUCUGAUUACUUUUGAAAAAUAAUAGGUAUCUCACUCAAUUGUGACAUCUUAUUUUCUUCAUAAUCAAAAUGCUAUCAUAACGGUUAAAGAAGUUUUAUCUUUAUUAAUUAAGUGUUGUAGGGUGUCCAUGAUUAUAGAUAAUCAAAUUUGUCCUUAAAAAUAAGUUAGAUAACAGAUAAAGCGUAAUUGUUUUCCUUAAAUAUGACGGUCAACGAUUCAUUAACAUUUACUGAUUGUGUAGGCUUGGUCCUGCUCACGUCUCAUGAAUUUGCGUUUUGCGUCGAAUCCGAUAGUUCUGAUGCAGGCUUGUUCAUAUGAAUAAUCCAAGUUUGUGACCUCGAGCGUCGAACGCAACUUUGUCAAAUAUCGAGAAAACCGCGAAAAUGUGUUUUUAUUUAGAUUUGGGUGAUUAUAAUCCUAAAGCACUAGUUUUUUAUAGUACUUUUUCAAAGCGUUUUUAAAGUAGAUUAAAUUUGCUACAAUACGAGAGUUUCCGAGAUAAAGCCUUUCGAAGUUUAUAAUUUUUUCGACUUGAAUUAGUUUAGUAUUGAGUUUCGUAAGCAAGUGCAGAGAGUAUGUACUUUUGUCUCAGGCGAUGCCGCUUGGCACGAUUGUUCUUUAGGUCAAACAAAGUUGAUUUGGCCCGGUAGCCACGAGAUCGUAUCGUGCCUACCUCCCAAAAAGAGGGGGGAAAGAGUCGGCUCACCAGGUCCAAUAUAUGCUAUAUUUCUCCCUAGUCUUAGCAACUACGGCAAGUUAAUAUAUCAUUUUCAUAUAAUUGAAGGACGAAAAUAUUAUUUAAAUUCAUACUUUUAAUUAAGUGUUUAUUUUUACAUUUUUAAUCUUUGACUUUGGCCAUAAUUUCAUUAUGGAAGUCGUCACUGCCAUCCGCUACAUCUUUUUUACAAAAAAAAAUGCAUUGUGACCUGCUUUGAAGUGAUACUUUAUAGAAUAAGGAAAUGGGCUAAAUUUUGAAUUUAGUGCAAAUCACCAGCCUGUGAUUGUGAAGGCCGAAAUUGUCACAAAUAAAUACAUAUACAUAAUUUUCAUUUAUGUGCAAAAAUCAAAGAUAUAUAACUGGCCCUAGUGGCUGAGAGCAGGAAGAAAUACAGCAUAGAUUGGACCUGGUGAGCAGACUCUUUCGCCCCUCUUUUAUAAACUUUGAAAGGCUUCAUCUCGGAAACUGUUAGGUCUACAGACACAAUUCUAAAACGCCCGGAAAGGGUUAUAUCAAAAACUAGUCUUUUAGUGAUAUAAUCGCCCAAAUCUAAACAGAAUCGAAAUUUUCGCGGUUUUUUCGUUUUUUGACAAAGUGGCAUUCGGCGCUCGAGGUCACAAAGUUGGAUUAUUCAUUGAGCCAACAUCAUAAACAAGUCUGCAAAAUACCAGAACUACCGGAUUUGACGCAAACGAAACCCAUUACCCCCAGCUGUUUUUGUUACUAUUUAGAAAGAAAAAAUUACUACAUUUUUACAACACGAGGUUCAUGUUACAAGCCGUUAAUUACUUAUGGUUAGGCAAUUCUGCCAUAAGUAAAUGACUGAUAAAAGCGAUAAAGAUAUAUAAUUAGCCCCUUAGCUGUUCGGCUCUAAACUAUAUUAUACUUAUUCGAAAUUAAACAAGACAUAAAGCACA